AAAAGAAUGUCAUCGUUCACGGGACGCGGUUCUCCCUUCCUUUAAAUGUUCAGGUCACAAAAUUAAGAAGGGGGGCAUCGAUCGUUGAGCAGUUGCUGAUCAUCUCUCUCUCCCCACCUUCCUUUUCUCUCUGCGACGGAACUCAGGAUAAUCUUUGAAGGAGGAAGGAAGAGGUCGACGAUGGGGGUGGAGAAGCUUGUCCCUGUCACGGUCUUUAGCCACGACGGCCGGAUUCAGAAGCUCGAAACCUUUCCUCACUAUGUUGCUCGGCAAUUGGGCAUCACAGGUGCAGAGAAUCAUCCCGUUUUCUGCAAGUUGGUUGGCGACUACUUGAGAGCCACAGAGGGUUGGAAGGAAGAAAUACGUGAUUAUUUUGCUGAUGAAUUUGACGGAAAGGCUCUUUGCGAGAAGCUGAUCGGUGAGCUUGAGGCGUGCGCUCUUAGCUACUUCGCCUUUCAUUGGAACCAUUCUUCAUUCCUCGUUACUGCGGCUUUGCGCAUGGAGUCUCCACCGAAAAGCAAGCUCAGAAACAUGGUGAUGGCAGCUACCAGGACUCAGAGGAUCGAGAGGCUGACCAAGGACCUGAAGGUGACUCGAGUUUUCUCGACCCUGGUGGACGAGUUCAAGGCCAUGGGCAAAGAGUCCCGCACCUCGCCGGUCACUGAGACAGUGUCUUCUGAGAAAGCAAGUGAGCGGAGGCCCGUCCUCCUCCUCAUGGGCGGCGGCAUGGGUGCAGGCAAGAGCACCGUCCUCAAGAAUAUACUCAACGAUGGGUUCUGGGCAGAGACAGCCAAUAAGGUUGUAGUCGAAGCAGACGCCUUCAAGGAGACGGACGUCAUCUUUAGAGCCCUUCGCUCUAUAGGCCACCCUGACAUGAUUGAUACAUCAGAGCUGGUGCAUCAAUCAUCAACGCAUGCAGCUUCAUCACUGCUGGUAACGGCAUUGAAUGAGGGGCGCGACGUGAUCAUGGACGGGACCUUGUCGUGGGAACCGUACGUGGUACAGACGAUCGCCAUGGCCAGGAACGUGCAUCGGCGACGGUACCGUAUGGGGGUCGGAUAUAAGGUUCUUGAUGAUGGAUCUGUUACUGAAAACUACUGGGAGGAAGUUGAGGAAGAUGAAUCCACUAGGACUUGUAUGAACAACAGGAAGCCUUACAAGAUCGAGUUUGUUGGCGUUGUUUGCGAUGCUCACCUAGCCGUUGUCCGUGGCAUCAGGCGAGCCAUAGUAAUGGGUAGAGGAGUGAGGGUGAAGUCACAGCUCAGAUCUCACAAGAUGUUUGCUAGUGGCUUACACAAGUACUGUGACUUGGUGGAUGAAGCCAAGCUCUAUUCCACCAAUGCAAUUGCAGGCCCACCUAAGUUGAUCGGAUGGAAGAAAGAGGGAGCUACCAACAUGCAAAUUGAUCCCAAUGACUAUGAAUGGCUCAGAAGAGUUUCAACGCUGAAUGAGGAUGCAGACUCAGUAGAGGACCUCUACAAGGUUGAAGACUCGUGCCUCAACGCAAGGCAAAUCUGGAGAGAUGUGGUUGCCUCCCCAACCAGAAAAGACAACCAACUUCAUCUCUUGAAUUCCAUCAUCGAGAUUGAAGGCCAUGAUUUUCUGCGUUAUGAACUCCAUUACCACAGGAGUCCACCUGAACUACAGUGCCAAGAGUGAAGCACGUGAAGCUGCAAGUUUUAGCCGCAGUUCUAACUGUAUAGAAAAUGCAUUCACUUGCACUAUGGCAAGGUAAAAAAGCCAGAGUCAGGUGCAAUCUAACUGUGCAUAUGUUAUGCAAGUGAGCUUCAGUCAUACAGCUGUGAUUUUCAUAUUCAAAGACCUAUAGACAUGGUCUGAAAUGUGUAAUUUCUUUACAGUUUUAAAUGCAUAGCAACAAAACUCAGAUAAAAGUAUCUGAAAUCUGAGUUGUAUGUUUUGGCCCA
Messenger RNA from Nymphaea colorata (pocket water lily), 1925 nucleotides. Its product is annotated as calmodulin calcium-dependent NAD kinase-like. The transcript is spliced from 8 exons. Gene Ontology annotation, molecular function: ATP binding; kinase activity. The record is from RefSeq and is a predicted model, not a curated record. Lineage: Eukaryota; Viridiplantae; Streptophyta; Magnoliopsida; Nymphaeales; Nymphaeaceae. Bases 181 to 1659 code for a protein of 492 amino acids.